Kogia breviceps (pygmy sperm whale) is the source of this 2544-nucleotide messenger RNA. NCBI's taxonomy places the organism in Eukaryota, Metazoa, Chordata, Mammalia, Artiodactyla, Physeteridae. The record is from RefSeq and is a predicted model, not a curated record.
GGGACGGCUCUAAAUUGGCUCGGAGGGGCCAGUCGGCGGCGAAGUUGCUCGCUGCGGGCAGAGACGGCCACGCGGUUGCAGGAAUUGGCCAACGGCUCGUUUCCACCCUGCCUCGUUGGUGGCCACUGGAGAAGCGCGGGGGGCUCCCCAGACAGCCGUGGGGACAAGUUAGAGCCAGCACUUUGCCCCGGGCCUCGCGUGUAGCUUCCCGUCCCCUGCUCUAGGUGCCCUGGUGUCCGGAGGGGGUGCGGGUGCGGGGGUGUGCCCUCCGUACAUGUCCCACCACCCGGGCCACCCUCUGGGCUUGUGUUCCAUCUCGCUCUUGCUUCCUGCACGGUGGUCGAGGGGAACCACUUUGCAUCAUGUCCCGGUAUAGCUACCAAAGUCUCCUGGACUGGCUCUAUGGGGGCGUGGACCCCAGCUUUGCAGGCAAUGGGGGCCCCGACUGUGCUGCCUUCCUCUCUUGGCAGCAGCGGCUGCUGGAAAGUGUGGUGGUCCUGACCCUGGCCCUGUUGGAGAUCCUGGUGGCCCUGCGGCACAUCCUGAGGCAGACGAAGGAGGACGGUAGGGGUGGCCGUGGCUGCCAGCCAGAGCAGGUGACCCAGCGGCCAGAGGAAGGCAAAGAGAGCCUGAGCAAGAAUCUGCUCUUAGUAGCCCUGUGCCUGACCUUCGGGGUGGAGGUGGGCUUUAAGUUCGCCACCAAGACCGUCAUCUACCUGCUCAACCCCUGUCACCUGGUCACCAUGAUGCAUAAAGAAAAUCAAGUCUGUGAGAGACAAGCGCUCAUGAGGACCAAGCAACAGAAAUGAUGGCAACGACUCCAUCUUUUAUUAGAUUUUUGAAUAGAAUCAGACCACAUGAAGCUGGAAGUCAUACAGAGAGACAAAUUACAUUUGGUCACAUUUGGGUGGGAAUAGAACUUUUCAGCUCCAGCUCUUGAGCCGGUGUGGUUCUGUGAAAUCUCAUUUUCAGGCUCUGUUAGGGCAGCCACAUAUUAUGAUCGUAUUUCUGAAAUAAACAGUCUGAGCUGGUCCUCUUCACUAAUGCCUCCUUCCCUCCCAGAAAGUUUCAAAGAAGGGGGAGCAGGUGAGCCAGUUAGGACCAACUUUCAUUAUUAUUAUCUUUUGAUUAUAGAAGUAACCUAUGAUCAUAAAUUAAAAACCUUAAAAACCUAGGAAUGGAUAAAGAAAAAGGGAAAUCUCCUGGGAAUCCAUCUCCUCAACCCCAUUUUUUUCUUUUUAAAGACUUUAGCUAAUGUCAAAGAAUCCCUCCUCCCCACCCUCUGGUCCUUUCCUUCCAAUUUGCUUUUAUUACCGAAGUUUAGUGCAAAAGAAAUUUCAACCUAAUUGUGUAGCCAGGGGGAAUUGGGGCUGUAGCUUCUACGGAAUAUGGCUGAGUGAAAUAAAGGCCAGGGCUUAUGAACUGGAUUGGGAAACACAGUUAUUCAUCUUUAUUUAAAAAUGGAUAAACUGUAAGGCAGGGAGUAAGAUUUUAGGUACCCACAUCCUGAUCUAGCUGUGUUUAUGUGUCUUAGGGGAUGGGUGGACAAGAGGUACAGUCCAAAUUAGACCGUAUCUGCGAAACUACUUUGUAAACUAACAUGCUUUACAAAUAUGAGAUUAACAUGAAUGUUGUUGCUGACUCUGGGAGGGGCAGUCUUGUAUGUUUAUCUAAACACUUAAUAUCUGUCAGUGGGCCAUUGCACAAGCAACUAGCAAAAUGGUAUCCUGUGCCUCAGUUGUUCCAUUUGCAAUUCCAAAGCUUAUUUAAUCGCCCUCAGCAGCUUAAUAUAUACCUCAUCAAUAGGGUAGAGAGUCAGAACUUGGCCUUAGAGGAGAAAGAUCAGAACAAGUGUAACUUACUACUGAUGUGCACAGUUAAAUAACCCACUCGAUGUAGGGAGUUGAAGAAGCAUAUAAGAAAGCGUCACCUAGUACUGCCUCAAAUACAGUAAAGUGGGUGACAGCACUCUGUAAACCGUAAAGCUGGGUAAUAAUGCAAAGGAUUGUUGUCAUCAUGACUGGGGAGAUUGGCUCUCACCCAGCGACUGUGAUAUGCUUCCAGGCAAUUCCACAGGAGUCUUAUAAGCCCCUUUCCUGUACAGGUGCUAGAAAGUGCCAAAGAAAUACAGGCUCCUGAAGACUGUAAAAGCCAGGCAGCUAAAUUUAAUAAGACAUUUGUCAAGAAGAUGGCAGAUAAUGACCAAUUUUUGGUAGACAGAUAGUUGUCUGCAGAAAUAAAGCCUGUAUUGAACUAUUUUGGAGUGGGAAGAAGCAUCGCUAUGACAACAAAUUACUUAUAUUUGAUUUAGAAGAAGGAGAGCAGUGCAGCUUAAUGGUUCACAAAGCUCAUGAGAACAAUUGUUGGCACUGGGUAUAUGUUAAAAUGUAAAAUGUUAAGCAUGAUCUGUUAAAUGAUCAUCUCAGUGCAUUCUGUAUCCAGUCUCUCUCAUGAACCAAUAAAAUACAACAUAAUUCAAAUUUUAAAAAACUGCUAGCAGAGUUACAUGCAAAUUGUUCUGUUUUAUAAUGUGCCCCAAGUGAA